Molecule: messenger RNA, 368 nt
Organism: Rhizopus microsporus ATCC 52813
Lineage: Eukaryota; Fungi; Mucoromycota; Mucoromycetes; Mucorales; Rhizopodaceae
Exons: 3
Coding region: 106-321 (71 amino acids)
Source: RefSeq, a predicted model, not a curated record
GAAUCCAUAACUACUACUGUCAAGGUAAAUGGUAUGUCGCUCUCUGGCAUGGUGUGUAUUUUAAUAACGCUGCGUAUGAUAUAGGUAUCAAAGCUAAAGUUCAAGAUGUAUAUCAACAAGCAAAAAGGAACACAAGAAAUUGUUAAAAGACUCCUUGACAACAGCAAAAAGUAUGGCACAUCAAGCACACAAACAUGUCCUCUACCCCCUGCUGACUUCCCUUCCUCCUCUCAACGGAAGCGGAUCAUUUUUGAGAGGGAAACAAGCUUCGCCUACAAGACAUAUUACCGAAGGGAUCAAACGAAAACGCAAACAAUCUAACGGGAGACCGAAUUUGUUUAUGUUGACGAGUACUUAACGAGUCAGAU